Messenger RNA from Pipra filicauda (Wire-tailed manakin), 441 nucleotides. RefSeq names its product feather keratin Cos2-2-like. Bases 118 to 441 code for a protein of 107 amino acids. Gene Ontology annotation, cellular component: intermediate filament. The transcript is spliced from 2 exons. The record is from RefSeq and is a predicted model, not a curated record. Gene Ontology annotation, molecular function: structural constituent of cytoskeleton. NCBI's taxonomy places the organism in Eukaryota, Metazoa, Chordata, Aves, Passeriformes, Pipridae.
CCAAGGAACGGAGGGCUGGGAGUAGCUGGGACCCUUCCUGCCAGCAGGAAUUACAGAAGUCAGGAAGCAUUACAGAAAUCCACCAGAGUGCCCCAGGUGCAGCCCCAGGCUCGAGCCAUGUCGUGCCCUGAGAAGUGCCAGCAGUGCCAGCCCUGCAACCCUUGCUGCCAGCCCUGCGGCCCGACCCCGCUGGCCAACAGCUGCAAUGAGUGCUGUGUCAGGCAGUGCCAGAGCUCCACCGUCGUCAUUGAGCCGCCGGCUGUGCUGGUGACCCUGCCCGGGCCCAUCCUCAGCUCCUUCCCACAGAACACCGUGGUGGGAUCCUCCACCUCCGCUGCCGUUGGCAGCAUCCUCAGCUGUGAUGGAGUGCCCAUCAACUCCGGGGGCUUUGACCUCUCCUGCAUCACCAGCUGCUACCGUGGCAGAUGUCCCCCCUGCUAA